Pteropus alecto (black flying fox) is the source of this 1684-nucleotide messenger RNA. RefSeq names its product centrosomal protein 44 (gene CEP44). Bases 342 to 1505 code for a protein of 387 amino acids. The transcript is spliced from 13 exons. Lineage: Eukaryota; Metazoa; Chordata; Mammalia; Chiroptera; Pteropodidae. The record is from RefSeq and is a predicted model, not a curated record. Gene Ontology annotation, cellular component: spindle pole; centrosome.
AGGGGUCAGGCCGCAGGGACUCGCUGCUGGAGGCCAGGCUCCCGUGGCUCUUUCUUGUUGCAUAUGUUACCUCCCCCUCUCCCCGUUGUACGGGGCCAGAGGCCUUCGGAGUCCGCUGCUUUGCUCGGCGGCUGCUGGAUCCAAGCUGUACUUGUAUAUUACUCUUCAAAAUAUUUAUUCUGCUGGUUCUGAAGAGGAUGUGUUCCAGGGAUAUACUUUGUUGUCAGAAAUUCCAUUACCAGAGUGAUUUCAUUUUAAAGGAGCUUCAUUCCCAAAGGAUUCAUUACCCAAGGUGAAAAUUAGAUUAUUUCAAAAGCUGGAACUGAAUGUAAUGUUAAAUAAUGGCAACAGGUGACUUAAAGAGAAGCUUACGGAACCUAGAACAAGUUCUUCGCUCACUAAAUUAUCCUCAAGAGGUGGAUUGUGUAGGUUUGAUAAAGGGAGAUACAGCAGCAUCUUUGCCCAUCAUCAGCUAUUCCCUGACUUCAUAUUCACCUUACGUAGCAGAACUUCUGGUGGAAUCCAAUAUAGAGCUCAUAGCAAAGAAUGAUUUGCGCUUUAUAGAUACUGUCUAUAAGCUUCUUCGUGAUCAAUUUAAUUAUAAACCAAUCUUGACAAAAAAGCAGUUUCUCCAAUGUGGAUUUGCAGAGUGGAAAAUCCAAAUUGUUUGUGAUAUUUUAAAUUGUGUGAUGAAAAAGCAUAAGGAGUUGAGUAGUCUUGAGAAGAUUCCAUCACAACAAAGAAAGAAAAUCAGUUCUGUUAAGUCAGAAGCUUCUUCAAGCAUUGAGAAGACAUCCAUAGAACCUGUUGGCAUUGACAUCACUGGCAGGUUUAUGACUUCAGGAAAGAAGAAAGCUGUAGUGAUCCGUCACCUGUAUAAUGAAGAUGGUGCUAACAUUCCUGAAGAUACGUUAAGUACAGUAACAGAUGUUAAUGAAGCAUUUGAUGCGUGUGACUUAAAGGAUACUGAAAUAAAGAUUCAUGAAGAAAAGGUCCCUGAAAUCAAGUCUGAGCAACAAGAUGUAAAAGUUAAUCCUGAGAUUACCACACUACAGACUAUGCUUGCCGAAUGCCAAGAAAAGCUUAAGAAACUGACUCAGAUAGAGAGUAGAUUAGACUCUUUGGAAGAAAAAAUGAAAGGAAAAGUGAUGGUAAAUGAAAAAUCCUGGACUAAUCUUCUAAGUCGUGUCACUCUUCUUGAAACAGAAUUACUUUUGUCCAAAAAGAAUGAUGAGUAUAUAGAGUUGAAUGAAAUGAAUGAAGACUAUGCUUCUAGUAGUGACAUCGAUAUUCUAAAACCUGACAGAAAAAGCAAAGAGAAAGAAGCAAGUAUUCCUCUGUCCCCUGGUUAUAGUACAUUGUUAGCGGAUUCAACCCCCAGAACCUCAACUAUUCAUUACUGUGGUUUGAAAGAUAUUUCAGAGGAAACAACAAUCCAGAAAAUGGAAAGGAUGAAAAAAAUGUUUGAAGAAACUGCAGAGUUACUGAAAGGUCCAAAUCACUAAUUACAGAAUUUUCUACAUGAACUUCUCUAGGACUUUGGCUACUGUACAUGUUGUAUAUUUUAGGAAUCCUCUAUAAAUUUUAAUAUACUGCAAUCUUUUAUUAAAAAUUUUAGUUCCAUUUGGUAUCUGAGCUCUUUCAUUCAAUAUUGAAUAAAUACUUAAAUAUUUUUACACUACAA